Amblyraja radiata (thorny skate) is the source of this 1047-nucleotide messenger RNA. RefSeq names its product myelin protein zero-like protein 3. The transcript has 6 exons. Gene Ontology annotation, cellular component: plasma membrane. The record is from RefSeq and is a predicted model, not a curated record. Lineage: Eukaryota; Metazoa; Chordata; Chondrichthyes; Rajiformes; Rajidae. The coding region runs from base 133 to 873 and encodes 246 amino acids.
GUUGUAGGUCGGGCCCGACUGCACCCGAGUCUCCUCCUCCUCCUCCCCGCUCACCUGCUUCCGACUCUCUGCUUCCGCACUCACCUGGAGUCGCGUCGUUCAAGGCAAAGAUCUCUCUGGUUCAGGGUGGGAAUGAGCCCGAGAGAGAGGAACCUGGAGCCCGGUCGGAACCCGCACCGACUCCCGGCCCUGUGGCUCUUCCCGCUGCUGUUACUUCCCGGUUUUGCUACUAUUGAAGUUUCUUUGAAACCAACUGUUCAAGGUUUCAUUGGAGAAGAUAUACAACUGAAUUGUAAGUUCAGAUCUUCCUCUCCCAUCACACAGCGUCUGACAGUGGACUGGUCUUUCCGACCAGCAAAAGGCGGAUCAACACAUGGUAUCCUGUACUACCACUCCGCGGUGUUCCCUGCCGCACAAGGCCCAUUGAAGGAUCGAGUCCUGUGGAACGGGAAUGUUAUGAACGGCAAUGCUUCCAUCGUCGUGAAGAAUCUGACACUGGUCGACAAUGGGACAUUCAGUUGUGUGGUGCAGAACCCGCCGGAUCUCAGCAGUUUUGUGCCGACUACUGAACUCACCGUCAUCAAGAGAGAGACCCCAUUCCGACUGAGUGUGGUGGUGGUGCUGAUGCUGUUGGUGGUCGUCCCCACUCUGCUGGUGGUCACCCUGCUCCUGGUGCGGACCGCCAAGAGAUUUGAUAUCUGCGGAUCUAACGGCAGCAAGUCACCGAUUGAGGUGUUGGAAGGAGACGGUGAUGCCUCUGAUGAUGGUUUGAGGAGCGGUUGUUGCAGGCGAUGUGUUGCUUGUUUGCAGGAUACCGACGAGGAAGAUGAGGAUUUCCAUCAGUUUUACCCCACGUCAGAGUCGGUUACAUAGCCUGAGGUGUUCCUUGUCUCAGUGGGUGUCCCCUGAUCAGUGUCAGGGAGAGAACCAUCUUUCUGUCACCGCUCCAGCUAAUGCAUGAGUGGGGUGGAUCGCGUGACAUCCUAUCUUCUCUCUCGUGCUUGCUCUGGUAAAAAGGAUGAAUAAAUAUGUAUAUUUUUAAAUUGA